GCCAAACCGGAGGGUUUGAUUGGCGGGGCCCUGGCCAUGGCGGCUGGCGGGAAAGCAGCAGUGGGGACUGACGGAUUCUCCCGUCCGUCUUUGGAUUCCGCCCAGUGUUUUGUGCUGUGUUCAAGUUCCACCCCGCCUCUCGGCCUGGAGCUGCAGCUGCAGCUCGGUGGACCAGAGCAGCAAGGAUGGAGACCCCAAACCUUGGGGACAGCUCAGCCCCCUCCAGCACCCCCAGAGAGAGCCUAGUUCCAGACCCGCCUUGGGACCUCUGCAAGGAGGAUGUAGCCGCUGGACUGGGAAGAACAGAAGACGGAAAGGAACCGGUGAUAAGCAGCGAGGGUAGCCCCCUUCCCCAGGAACCUGCUGCUGCUACUCAGUUUAACGGUCCUGCAGAAACAGAACGCCAGGAGCCCCUCGUGUGUGGAUGGGAGAGAAUUGUGAAGCAAAGGCUGUCUGGGAAAACUGCAGGCAGAUAUGACGUAUACUUCAUCAGCCCACAAGGACUGAAGUUCAGAUCGAAGCGUUCACUUGCUAAUUAUCUUCUCAAAAAUGGAGAGACUUUUCUUAAGCCUGAAGAUUUUGAUUUUACUGUGCCUUCUAAAGGGGACAUCAGAUCCGAUUAUAAAGAGCAAAGCUUGGUAGCUCUGACGUCGCAGCAGUCACAGCAGCCAGAGGAAAGCAGCAUCUCACACCACAACCUCAGGACACGAAGCAAGUUGCAAACCCAUGUGUUGCCUUCACCCAGUGGUAAUUCAGAGACCCCAGGUAGCAGCAGACUGUCCAACUCCAGAAAGCCCAAAAGAAAGGCGGCUGUUUUGAAAGGAAUUGGAAGUGAGAAAACCAAACAAAGGUGCAGGAAGAGUCUCUCGGAUUCUGCACGAAGUACCAGAAAAAGAGAAUCUGUGGUUCAGAAAGCAGGCGCUGAAAGUGAGCUGGUUCCACCGGAAUGUCUGUGCCCUGCAGAUGCCUGCUCCAGCCAAGGGACUGUCAGCGUGGCUGGGGAAGAGAAGGGCCUGGGUACAGAAAAGCCACCGAGUGCAGGGUCAGAUCUUCAUCCCACGCAAGUAGCUUCUGGCAUCACAAACAAAUUGCAUUCAACGGAAGAAGCAGGUGAUACGAACCGUGAGCAAAUUUUUUUAGAAGCAGAGGAAAUCAGAUCGAAGGGAGACCGAGAGGGGGAGGCGCAUUUGCAUAUCGACGUUUUACAGGGUGACUCUGAAAUGCCCGGCUGCUCCCAAGCCAAGAAACGCCUUACUUCUGACACACUCCGAGAAGACAGCAGCCCACGAACACAAGUAGAAAAAAGGAAAACAAGCCUGUAUUUUUCCAGCAAGUACAACAAAGAAGCUCUUAGCCCCCCACGACGAAAAGCCUUCAAGAAAUGGACUCCUCCUCGGUCACCUUUUAAUCUUGUUCAAGAAACACUUUUCCAUGAUCCCUGGAAGCUCCUCAUUGCGACUAUAUUUCUCAAUCGGACCUCAGGCAAGAUGGCCAUCCCUGUGCUUUGGGAGUUUCUAGAGAAGUACCCUUCAGCCGAGGUGGCCCGAACUGCUGACUGGAGGGACGUGUCAGAACUUCUUAAGCCUCUCGGUCUCUAUGAUCUCCGUGCAAAAACCAUUGUCAAGUUUUCAGAUGAAUAUCUGACGAAGCAAUGGAGGUAUCCGAUUGAGCUUCACGGGAUUGGUAAAUACGGCAACGACUCGUACCGGAUCUUUUGUGUCAAUGAGUGGAAGCAGGUGCACCCUGAAGACCACAAGUUAAACAAAUACCAUGACUGGCUGUGGGAAAACCAUGAGAAAUUAAGUCUGUCUUAAGCCAGCUGUCUGGAGUUUUCUAUGCACUGCUUUGUGCUUCCAUCCCUAAAAGCACUGUGUACAGUGAGCUCCCUCCCACAAGUUGAUCUUAGUCAAUUAGUGUUGUAGACAUAUUCUUAAUGUGAAAAAGUAACUGUUGGGAGCUGCAGAGAUGGCUCAGCGGUUGUCCAGAGGUCUUGAGUUCAAGUCGGUGGCUCACAACCAUCUGUACCCUCUUCUGGUAUGCAAUCACACAUAAGGCAGAAUACUGUAUACAUAAUAAAUAAAUCUUUUUAAAGAAAAGAAAAAGCAGCUGAUGGGAAACGAUCCUAAAAGUGCAUUUUGCUUUUCCAGUGAUGUACAGUGUGUUGGUGCUGAGAGCCAAUUUUCCACACUCCUGCUGAGGAAAGACCGAUCAUGUUUUCUCUUCCUGUACAAAGUGGUAUUAAGGUAUACGACUGUCAUAUGAAGAAAGAACCUGCCAUUCUUAUGGAUAUCACAGUGUCAUAGUUUAAACAGUGACACAUUUACCUUAGAAAAUAAAAACUAAAUCGACCAACACAUAGUGGUACCCACUGUAAUCCUGGCACUCAGGAGACUAAGGCAGGAGGAUGGAAAGUGAGGGCCAGCCUGUACUACAUAGAGAGGAAAAACCAAACAGGGCAGGGUAGUGAAGUGGCUCAUUAAAUAAAGUCACUUGUGCUAAGCCUUACGACCUGAGUCCCAUCCCUGGGACAACUUGUGGGUUGACCUCUGACCUUCACUUGAACUCACAUAUACAUAUCACAUACAUAAGAAAAAAUUUAAGAAAUAGUCUGGAGAGAGAGAUGGCUCAAUAGCUUAGUGUGCUUGCUGCUCUUCCAGAGGACCCCGAGUUCAGUUUUUAGCACCCUCAUCGGGCAGCUCACAACAGCUCCUAGGAAUCUGUGGCCCUCUUCCAGCUUCAUUGGUACCUUUGCACAUGUGGCAUGUAUGUGCAUAUACAUGAAAACCUAACGGAAAAAUUAAGUCCUGAUUAUUAAACACUAUUUUAAGAUGUAAUUUGAAAAUCAAAUUAUGCCUCUCCCCUCUCAUCCGCUCAUAAUGCAUAAUAUUGCAUCCCAUUUUUCGUUAAUAAAUUAUGUUAUGAUACAUUCAGCACCAGAGAUUCACCUAUACUAAUCGUGGUGGUACACUACUAUAAUCCUAACAUGUGGGAGUUUGGAGAGGGUCAUCAAGUUCAAGGUCAACCUGGUCUACUUUGUAGUUUCCAGGACAACUUGGGGUAUAUGUCUCAAAACAAAACAAAAAAAAACAAAACCUAAAAAUUCACUAGUGGCACACACAGUAAGAAUAUGUAUAUGUAUGCACACACACACACAUAUAUUCCUAGCACUUGUAAUGCUGAGGCAGGAGGACCACUGUAAAUUCAAGGCAGCCUGGCUUAUGUGAGUGUGAGAGCAGCUUUGGCUGUACAUCUAAACCCUGUAUAAGAAAAAUACAAACUAAAGUUGUUAGACUAAAUAAAACUGUUUGGAUAAGUG
Messenger RNA from Microtus ochrogaster (prairie vole), 3316 nucleotides. RefSeq names its product methyl-CpG binding domain 4, DNA glycosylase (gene Mbd4). Gene Ontology annotation, molecular function: DNA binding; pyrimidine-specific mismatch base pair DNA N-glycosylase activity. Gene Ontology annotation, cellular component: nucleus. The record is from RefSeq and is a predicted model, not a curated record. Gene Ontology annotation, biological process: DNA repair. Lineage: Eukaryota; Metazoa; Chordata; Mammalia; Rodentia; Cricetidae.